This is a messenger RNA of Aspergillus fijiensis CBS 313.89, 2496 nucleotides long. RefSeq lists its product as uncharacterized. The coding region runs from base 88 to 2496 and encodes 802 amino acids. The record is from RefSeq and is a predicted model, not a curated record. The transcript is spliced from 7 exons. NCBI's taxonomy places the organism in Eukaryota, Fungi, Ascomycota, Eurotiomycetes, Eurotiales, Aspergillaceae.
CAGGCAAGUGCCACCCAACGUCUCGAAAGCAUCCUGCGGUACAUGCUCAGCAAACAUAGCUACCUCUUACCGAUAUAGUACGGCAGUAUGGGUAACAAUCUUAACUUCUUCAUGAACUUGGAUUUCAUGUCCAGGAUGAUGCUUCUUUUACCUCUUUUUCUUAUUGCCGUGACUGCAACCUCUCCCUCCACCCCACGCUCCCAAUCACCCGAUAACGUCAACGUAACAAGCACGACGUACUACACCCAAAUCGCGAUCAAAAACUCGCUCCCAGUACCCCUAAAGCGCAUCCGAUUUGCGCACAUCAGCAAGCAGGAGCUGAACGUCCAGGCCUGGGAUAACGUGCCGAGCGGGCAGACCCUCCCAGCAGUCUGGAUCAAAUAUGCGACGGGCAUUUUCACUGGUAGCGACACAUGGAACCUGGACAUCACCUUCGAAGACGGCGAGACUUUCUACAUCGACCGGGACAGCACCUGCAACCUGCAGGAGUCCGACAGUGGGCAGGUGUACACGUGGACCAUCGAGGGAUCCACCUUCCACAUGCCGAUGAACAGUGACGGCAUGAACACGCAGAUUAGCAACAAUGACGACGAGGACGAGUUCAAUACCUACGCAUUCGCACGGAUCAAAAACGAAUUCGACCAGACGUUCGAAUGGUCUCAACUCGCGCAUACGCACGAAGGGACGGGCGAGAGGCGGAGCGCGUGGACGAUGUCGAUCCCCCCCCAGGGUUUCUCGCCGGUGGUGCCGGUGUACUUCACCACGGGGUUCGGAAACACGGAUACGGAUUUCUGGGCGGUGCGAGCAAAGUACACUGCGGCUGGCGGGGCGCACUACCUCUUGCGACAGGCGGAUGAGAACUACAAGUGCAUGCUGAAGGCCGGGGAUGCGGGGCAGUUGUUCCACUUUCCCCUAUACCUGGCCAUGUUUAUCCCUUACAACCCUCCCUCCUCAAGCCACGGCAAGCACAACCGCCGCAAGAUAAACACAUACGUGGCCGCAGUUGCGGCCGCAAAGACCAGCGACAAGCAAUGCUCACGGCCCCACAAGACGGCUACGACGGGUCGUGCAACCGGAAAGGCAGACAACUUCACUCAAGCUCUCCAUUGGUUCCCUACUUUUCAUUUUAGUGAUCCCACAGGCGAACCCCCUGCACGUCAGGCAGACGAGCAGGGAUCAGCAUGCGGGAGGCCCGAGGCCGAGGACCCUGGCGCUGGCCAGCUGCCGGCGCGUGCGUUUGCUGCAGGAAGGUUCUACCCCAUCGAGGGUUCUGGCCCUAACUCUCGCGGACCGCUUGCGCCGCAAGCUCUCGCCCAUUUGUACGAUGUCCUUCUCCCAUACGAUGCGAAAGUUGUGGGCCUAGGGAAACUAGAAGCAGACAGCUACGCGAGGGAUCUCCUUGCAUGGACCUUCGAACACAAGGAGGUUUUUCAUAGCCAGACAGCCUUCAGCCUGUGCAUCAUGUAUCAGAAGGAUGGCAGUAGGGGGGCUUAUCAGGCAAUCCUGUGGCAUCGGCAGCACUUGCUGAAGGCCGUGCGUCAGAGACUGUCCGCUCAGCGAGUGGACGACGUGCUGCUGCACAGUCUUUGUACAAUGAUCUCCGUCGACGAGUGUCUGGGCUUCCACGAGUCUCGCGCCGUGCACCUGAAAGGACUGCAGAAUAUCAUGCGCGUUCGCGAAUCUCCCACCAGGGCGUCGCAGCUCACACUCUCAGGGUCCAGUGCCGGCCCAGGUAUGCUGCCAAAGCAUUCGCCCCUGGGCAAGGUGGUGCUCGUCAAUAGGAUCAUGGUAGAGUUCCAUCUGAAGAUGAGCCUCGGCUUUCAGCAGGAAGUGGAUCCGUCGCCAAUAUUGUCCGAUAAACCCCCUCGCCUGCUUCUAAGCCCAGGCCCAGCCACCGAUGCCACUAGCGUGGAGGACCUCCUACCGCCCGGCUUCCAAGAUCUCGCUCGAUCGGGCAGGUUGACUCCGACGGUGGUCAACCUCCUUUCGGACUUUUCUUCUUGGUUCUACAGCGGGAUGGGCACAGACGUCACCACCCGCGAGACCUGGCGCUGUCUGACCUUCACCCCCAGUGACAGCCUUGAACAGUGCAUUGGCAUCGCUUUGGUCUCGCUCGCAGACGAUCUCAGCGCGCUGGGCUCCCAUCCGUGCGCUGUCAUCUUCCGACAGGCCGAGCAACGCGCGCGCCUUCUGCGAUCACUCUCAUCUCUCUUCGAUGAGCCCUGGCUCCAGGAACUGGGGAUCUGGAUUAUUACGGUCAUUGCAACACCGCCAAGGACAUCGCGUUUGCCUUGGCAUGUUAAGAUGGAGGUGCUUGGGAUGGUGAUGUUGGUCCCGCUAUCCCCACGGAGUGGUGGAUUCUCUUAUCGAUCCAUCGAUCAGAUCGAGGGGGUCCUACGGCGUUUUUUCUUCGACAAGAGUCGCGCGGACGAUUGGCGACGGGCUUGGAAGGAGUAUCUUGAGCUUGGAGUGGUGGAUCAGAGAUCACUAAUAUAA